UUUGGUUCGAAAAAAUCAUGAAUAUCGCGAUUUGCUGCAAAAAACUCCCGAAUUUAGUGAAAAAUCUUGAAAAAACAACGAAAUAUUACAACGUUAGCAGUCGUCUCUUGCGCCAAUGCGAUAGUCGGUACUUGACAAAAGCGAGGAUCUACUCGACCUCGUCACAAGCCUCAUCAACAGCAACGCAAAAGCUUUCAGAGAGACAAGAUGGAGUUGCGAACAGACCAAAAACCAACAUUUUGCAAAAUAUGUUGGGCAAAAAUAAGAAAGGUCAAGUACAAAAGCAGCAAAUACGGCAUCAUUUUCAUCUAGGAGGUCCUGAUAUAGGAAGAGAAUCAUUUGGACCGAUAAAUGCUCCGGAAGUCACGGGACGAGACAUGAUCAAAGCGAUGAUGGCUUAUGUUUGGCCCAAAGAUGAUGCGACGGUGCGAAAAAGAGUUGUCAUCUCGUUGGGACUUUUGGCAAGCGGAAAAAUCCUCAAUGUGUGUGUUCCGUUCCUUUUCAAGGGUGCCGUUGAUCAUUUGAAUGUUUUAACGACAAAUUCUGUACCUGAAACUGCCUUAACUGUGACGACGGCGAUUUUGCUUGGAUAUGGCAUUGCACGUGCAGGCGCCGCAGGUUUCAACGAGCUUCGUUCAGCAGUUUUUGCCAAAGUUGCUCAACACUCGAUCCGAAAAAUUGCCAAAAAUGUCUUUCUCCAUCUUCACAAACUGGAUUUGCAAUUUCAUUUGGGUCGUCAAACGGGAGCUUUGUCAAAAACGAUCGAUCGCGGUUCUCGUGGCAUUAAUUUCGUGCUCGCUGCGAUGGUUUUCAACGUCGUUCCGACCGCAUUCGAGCUUGGAUUGGUCAGUACAAUUCUCGGGAUUAAAUGCGGCGCAGAAUUUGCGUAUAUUUCCCUCGGAACUGUCGGAAUUUAUGCGUUAUUUACGCUCGCCGUCACACAAUGGCGCACCAAAUUCCGCAUUUACAUGAACCGAGCGGAAAAUGAGGCAGGAAACAAAGCUGUGGAUUCUCUCAUCAACUACGAAACUGUCAAAUAUUUCAAUAAUGAGAAAUAUGAGGCGGAUCGUUAUGACGAGGCCUUGAAAAAAUACGAAGUUGCGAGUUUGAAGACGAGUUCGAGUCUGGCAAUGUUGAAUUUUGGGCAAAAUGCGAUCUUCAGUGCGGGAUUGAGCGCAAUUAUGUUGAUGGCAGCAACGCAAAUCGCUCAAGGAAACAUGACAGUAGGCGAUUUAGUGAUGGUCAAUGGGUUACUUUUCCAACUUUCGAUCCCUCUCGGGUUUUUGGGAAGCGUUUAUCGCGAAGUUCGACAAGCUUUACUCGAUAUGCAGUCAAUGUUCAUGCUCAUGGGUGUCGAAACUGCCGUCAAAAAUAAAAUAAAUGCUCCUCAUUUAGCAAUUGAUCGUUCAACAGCUUCGAUCGAAUUCAAAAAUGUCUCCUUCGAAUACGAACCCGGAAAGCCAAUCUUCAAAAAUUUGAGUUUUUCGAUACCAGCAGGCAAAAAAUACGCUUUCAUCGGCGGCUCGGGCUCGGGAAAGUCGACAAUGGUUCGUCUUUUGUAUCGUUUUUAUGAACCAACAUCUGGCGAUAUCUUCAUUGGCGGACAAAAUAUCAAAGAUGUCGAUUUAGAUAGUUUGCGGAGAAAUAUUGGAAUUGUGCCGCAAGACACAGUCUUGUUUCAUGACACGAUAAGACACAAUGUGCAUUAUGGGGAUUUGACCAAAGAUCAAGCAGCAAUUGAAAAUGCAGCGAAAAUGGCAGAUUUGCAUGAAGCAAUCAACUCGUGGCCCAAAGGAUAUGACACGCAGGUCGGAGAAAGAGGCUUGAAAUUGUCGGGAGGCGAGAAACAGAGAGUUGCAAUUGCGAGAGCCAUUUUGAAAAAUAGCCCAAUUUUAGUAUUUGAUGAAGCGACAAGUAGUUUGGAUUCGAUAACGGAAUAUAACAUCCUACAAGCUCUCAAUCGAGCAGUUGAGGGAAGAACAAGCAUUUGCAUUGCCCAUCGUUUAUCCACAAUUAUGGAUGCCGACGAAAUUCUCGUAUUAGAAAAUGGCUCAAUUGGCGAUCGAGGCACUCACAGCGAAUUAUUGAACAAAUCUGGACUAUAUUCACGCCUAUGGCAAACACAAAAUAAAUCCGGAAUCGCGUAAAAAAUUAUUUUCUUAAUUUUUUUGUAAAUAAUUAGCGAAAUUCGUUUGAUAUUCCAAAAAAUUUCCCUCAGAGAGAAAAAAAGUUAUUUAUUUUUAUGCUUUUUUUGAGUUUAAUUGUUUAAAAAAUGUAA
Molecule: messenger RNA, 2278 nt
Organism: Culicoides brevitarsis
Lineage: Eukaryota; Metazoa; Arthropoda; Insecta; Diptera; Ceratopogonidae
Gene: ABCB7
Product: iron-sulfur clusters transporter ABCB7, mitochondrial
Exons: 6
Coding region: 18-2147 (709 amino acids)
Biological process (GO): transmembrane transport; intracellular iron ion homeostasis
Cellular component (GO): mitochondrial inner membrane
Molecular function (GO): ATP binding; ABC-type transporter activity; ATP hydrolysis activity
Source: RefSeq, a predicted model, not a curated record